CUUCCUGCCGCCUAUUAUCUCUCACUUCCCUUCCCAAGUCAGACAGACAGAGAUCAUUCAAAAGCCCUAGAGAUUCUAUCUUCUCCUUCCCUCUCUCCGUCCGUACCCCAUUCAAACCUUCCAUCUCGACGAUUAAAUCAUCGAUUUCGAGCCCGUUCGAGUUUUUCCUCCAUAAAUUAGGGGAAGUCGUCAGUCCUGCUGAACCCAAUGGCUUCAAAAACCGUUGCUAAGGACAUCAUCACUCUCCGUGGCUCUGCUGCCAUCGUCAGUGAGUUCUUCGGUUAUGCUGCUAACAGUAUUCUGUACAAUCGCGGGGUUUAUUCGGAGGAGAGUUUCGUGAAGGUGAAGAAGUAUGGCCUCCCGAUGCUGCUAACACAGGACGAAGAUGUAAAAAAGUUUAUUGCCAACUUAAAUUCUCAGCUUUCGGAAUGGCUUGAAGCUGGAAAGCUGCAGAGGAUUGUUCUAGUGAUAAUGAGCAAGUCCUCGGGUGAGGUCCUGGAGAGAUGGAACUUCAGCAUCGAGACUGACGGCGAGGUCGUUGAGAAAGGAGUAUCGAAGGAAAAGAGCGACAAGGAAAUCAUGAGAGAGAUACAAGCAAUUAUGAGACAGAUAGCUUCCAGCAUUACCUACCUGCCGUGCCUCGAUGAAAAAUGUGUGUUCGAUGUGUUAGCGUAUACUGAUACAGAUGUUGCUGUGCCAUUUACAUGGAUCGAGAGUGAUCCUAAGCUGAUCGCCAAUCCACAAAUGGUUAAGCUGCAUUCUUUUGACACUAAGAUACACAGGGUCGAUACUCUUGUGUCUUACAAGAAUGAUGAAUGGGAUGAGCAGUAAGAGAGGAGAAGACCGACUUCUUCCCGAGUGUUUCGAGCGGAGACCGACCGUGAAUCUUUUAUUCACAUUUUGGGGAUAGAUCCAUUAGGAAAUAUGAUGAAACGGUAACUGUCAUUCACGAAGGAGAGUUUUCCAUCUGUUUGUUUUGUGGGUCUGUGGAAACAAUUGGGUUCUGUACGUUAUCUUUAUUAUGAUUUGACAUUGAGAAGCUGAAUGAAAGAAAACAUAAUACUUGCUGAAUACCUUAAAUAA
Punica granatum (pomegranate) is the source of this 1083-nucleotide messenger RNA. Lineage: Eukaryota; Viridiplantae; Streptophyta; Magnoliopsida; Myrtales; Lythraceae. The record is from RefSeq and is a predicted model, not a curated record.